Nylanderia fulva is the source of this 1917-nucleotide messenger RNA. RefSeq names its product pickpocket protein 28. NCBI's taxonomy places the organism in Eukaryota, Metazoa, Arthropoda, Insecta, Hymenoptera, Formicidae. The record is from RefSeq and is a predicted model, not a curated record. Gene Ontology annotation, molecular function: ligand-gated sodium channel activity. Gene Ontology annotation, biological process: sodium ion transmembrane transport. Gene Ontology annotation, cellular component: plasma membrane.
CGCAAAUGCUUGACUCAUGCUAUAAAAGGAUACAUGAACAGAUGGUUUUACGUUUAUUGCAAGAACACGAGUCUACACGGGUUUCGUUAUAUAAAAAUGGAUAGGUCGACAAUGAUCGAGAAUGCCCUUUGGUUUGUGGUCUGCGCAUCGUCCAUCAUAUUCUGCGUUAUACUCAUGCUACGUUUAUGGAAUACUUAUUCCAACAAUCCCAUAGUGACGACCAUUGAUACGACGAACCCGAUAUGGAAAGUGUCCUUUCCCGGCGUCACGAUAUGCAAUAAUAAUAAAGUUUAUCUUCCGCACGCUAACGUUAUCGCCCAAAAUUUAUAUACGAAUGGAUUCAGCAUAGAGGAGACUGAAAUUUUCUUUUCUCUAAUAAAAUUGAUAAAGCCCGAUAAAAUCUCGAUUGACAAUGUAACUGCGUGGCAGAUUCUCAAUAAUCUUGACAUGACAGUCGAAAAACUCAUGAAGGAGUUAAUGCAGCCCUGCAGCGCAUUAUUGGUAAGAUGCGCCUGGAUCGGAGAGAUUUACGAUUGCAACAAAAUCUUUAAAACAGUCAAAUCCAAAGAGGGUUUUUGCUGCGCCUUCAAUUCGCACUACAAUUUGAACGUCAGGCACAAAAAAUAUUAUAAAGGCAAGCGCGGUGUUAAUUCAACCGAUUUGAACAUUACUUCUACGGAUCUGCCGGGUGUGCGCGAGAUUCUGAAAGCACCGGGAAGCGGUCGCGAUGGGGAACUUGCGGUUGCCUUAAAUGUCGAGCGUCACCUGUAUAAAGCUACCUCGCGCCCUUACGUAGGGGCCACUGUUAUGAUACACGAUCCGAUCGAUUUCCCCGACAUCGGUGCAAACAUGGCAUCCGUGUUACCUGGACACGUUUUGACGAUAUCUGUCAGCGGUACUUCCGUCAAAAGCAUGGAAAGUUUGCAAUAUCUUCCUAAAGAGAAACGUCUGUGUUAUUUCGACAGACAGAUAUCGAGUGAAAGUUAUAGCUAUCGUUAUAGCUAUCAAUCUUGCAUAUCGGAAUGCAUAGCACAAAAUACACAGCGAAUAUGCGGCUGCUUGCCGUUUUACUAUCCGAAGAUGCACAUAGGAAUAAGGACAUGUUAUCUGCCCGACCUUGAUUGCCUUUUAAGCGUUCGAAAGACGACGGAUUACUCGAAGAUAAGAACUUGCAGGAAAUGUCUACCUCAGUGCAGCGAUAUGACGUACCAUAGUAAUACGGAAGAUAUUAAGAUGGACAUUGUGGGAUUCGACUCCGAUAUAACACGUGGUUUGGAUAUAAGCAAUAUGUCCGUCAUGCAUGUAUUUUUCGGUGAUCUGUCAUACGUCGAAUAUCGCAGGGAGAAUAUUAUCAGCUGGGACACCCUUCUCGCGUCCUUCGGUGGGAUCUUUGGUCUCUGUCUGGGUGGUUCCGUGAUAAGUAUAAUAGAAGUGGUUUAUCUCUUGAUCAGACAAUUCUUCAAGAGACAGCCUGAAGAACAAGAGCGAUCGCGCUCUGAUACAAAUUUACCACCGGCAUCGGAAAUGUUUCUAUCGAUUCCCGUGGAAAGGAGAGACGUUCAGAAACUCCGAAGCCAUAAGAAGUCGAACGACAAGUCGCGCGUCUUCGUGAUAUCAACCAACCCUUCAACGGCGAACUUUGGCGUAUAUCGCGAUCCCGUUGCGUUUUAAAAAUCUUCCCUAACAUAUUAAAGUCAAUUAUUACGAUAAAGUUCUAAUCAAUUUUUCUCGGAUAGGAUAAGGAAUGAAUGUAUGUCUAUUUGUGUGUGAAUACAAUUAUAAUAUUUAUUAUUAUUCUCGAGCAAAAUAAUAAUUAUCUGUUAUACUUUAAAUGUGACGAGAUUUGUAGAUGAUUAGGAGACCUCACUGUGUACGGCACAUUUUACUUUAAAUUAUAAUACAAAUAUUUCACACUUA